Messenger RNA from Odocoileus virginianus texanus, 2939 nucleotides. The record is from RefSeq and is a predicted model, not a curated record. Lineage: Eukaryota; Metazoa; Chordata; Mammalia; Artiodactyla; Cervidae.
UGUUUUUAUAGAUUAUGCCAUCGGUUAUUUUCCCUUCUGUGAAGAUUUAAAGGAAAACAGAUUCUAUGUAUUCUUUUGGCCCUUUGAUUGGAAAUGUUACAAACUUGAGAUAGAGCGGCACGGGACACUUUAGGAUUUUCAUAAACUUUGGAGCCAGAUGUCACCACCUGGGUUUGACACUAACUGAAAUUGAUGGUCAGGGUCUUUUACACUCCUGUUGUUUAAAGAUAUCCUGCUGGUGCUUCCAGGCAAAGCCUUGGGGACGACAGCCAUGGUACCUGUUCCCUACGAGAAGAUGCUGACGGACCAGGAGGCGAUGGUGGUUCAAGGGCUCCCAGAAGGGGUCCCCUUCCAACACCCUGAGAACUAUGACCUUGCAACGCUGAAGUGGAUUUUGGAGAACAAAGCGGGGAUUUCAUUCCUCAUCAACAGACCUUUCCCGGGUCCAGUGAAUCAGCCAGGUGGGCCUGGGCUGGCAACCAACACCGAUAGGUCAGUGACAUCACCAAGUGAAAGCUGCGCCCCCAUCCGUGUGAAGACCGAACCCAUGGAAGAUUCUGGUAUUUCACUGGAAGCGGCAGUUGUGUCAGUCAAGAAAGAAUCAGAAGAUCCUAAUUACGAUGAAUAUGGUAUGCAAGAGAGCCGUCGUCCUUCUGCAGGCACUGAAUUAAUAGAAAUGGAAUUACCAAUGGAAGAUUCUACUCAACUUGUCCCUUCAGAAAUGAGUGAGGACUCUGAAGCUGAGGUGAAAAUUGAAGGAAACACCAGUUCACCCAAUAUUACUAAUUCUGCAGCAGGUGUUGAAGAUCUUAACAUCGUUCAGGUGACAGUUCCAGAUAAUGAGAAGGAAAGAUUAUCAAGCCUUGAAAAAAUAAAACAACUAAGAGAACAAGUCAAUGACCUUUUUAGCCGAAAAUUUGGUGAAGCCAUUGGAGUGGAUUUCCCUGUGAAAGUUCCCUACAGGAAGAUCACCUUCAACCCUGGCUGCGUGGUGAUCGAUGGCAUGCCCCCGGGGGUGGUCUUCAAAGCCCCCGGCUACCUAGAAAUCAGCUCCAUGAGAAGAAUCCUGGAUGCUGCAGAGUUUAUCAAAUUCACAGUCAUCAGACCACUUCCAGGUCUCGAGCUCAGCAAUGUGGGAAAAAGGAAGAUAGAUCAAGAGGGCCGUGUAUUUCAAGAAAAGUGGGAGCGAGCUUAUUUCUUCGUGGAAGUGCAGAAUAUCCCUACCUGUUUAAUAUGCAAACAGAGCAUGUCGGUAUCCAAAGAGUACAACCUGAGACGCCAUUAUCAAACCAACCACAGCAAGCACUAUGACCAGUACACCGAGAAGAUGCGCGAUGAGAAGCUCCGGGAGCUCAAGGAAGGACUCAGAAAGUAUCUCCUAGGGUCAUCAGACAUCGUGUGUCCCGAGCAAAAACAAGCGUUUGCCAAGGUGAGUCCAAGGGGAAAUGCUGCUGUCCAGCCCGUGGAAGACGUGGCUGGGAACCUGUGGGAGAAGUUACGUGAAAAAAUCAGAUCUUUUGUGGCUUAUUCCAUUGCCAUCGAUGAGAUCACAGAUAUAAACAACACCACCCAGUUAGCCAUCUUCAUCCGGGGAGUCGAUGAGAAUUUUGAUGUGUCAGAAGAACUUUUAGAUACGGUGCCCAUGACGGGUACGAAGUCUGGAAACGAGAUCUUUCUGCGUGUUGAGAAAAGCCUGAAAAAGUUUAAUAUCGACUGGUCGAAACUAGUCAGCGUAGCCUCCACCGGCACCCCUGCCAUGGUCGACGCCAACGACGGGCUGGUCACGAAGCUCAAGUCCAAGGUGGCGACGGUUUGCAAGGGCUCCGACCUGAAGUCCGUGUGUUGCAUCAUCCACCCGGAGUCGCUCUGUGCUCAGAAGUUAAAGAUGGACCACAUCAUGAGUGUGGUAGUUAAUGCCGUGAACUGGAUCUGCUCCCGCGGACUGAACCACAGCGAGUUCACGACUUUGCUCUAUGAGCUGGACUGCCAAUACGGCAGCCUUCUGUACUACACGGAGAUUAAGUGGCUCAGCCGUGGGCUGGUGCUGAAGAGGUUCUUUGAAUCCUUGGAAGAGAUUGACUCCUUCAUGUCCUCCAGGGGCAAGCCCCUGCCUCAGCUGAGCUCUCAAGAUUGGAUCAAAGACUUGGCCUUCUUGGUGGACAUGACCAUGCACCUGAACACGUUGAACAUCUCCCUGCAAGGGCAUUCCCAAAUCGUGACUCAGAUGUACGACUUGAUUCGGGCCUUCUUGGCCAAACUGUGCCUCUGGGAGACUCAUCUGGCCAGGAAUAACCUGGCCCACUUUCCCACCCUGAAAUCGGUUUCCAGGAACGAAAGCGACGGCCUGAACUACAUUCCCAAAAUCGUGGAGCUGAAGACAGAGUUCCAGAAAAGGCUGUCUGAUUUCAAACUCUACGAAAGUGAACUGACCCUGUUCAGCUCCCCUUUCUCCAUGAAGAUCGAGAGCGUCCAGGAAGCCCUGCAGAUGGAGGUGAUUGACCUGCAGUGCAACACAGUCCUGAAAACCAAAUACGACAAGGUUGGAAUACCGGAAUUCUAUAAAUACCUCUGGGGCAGUUACCCCAAGUACAAGACCCACUGUGCCAAGAUCCUCUCGAUGUUUGGGAGCACCUACAUUUGUGAACAGCUCUUUUCCAUUAUGAAACUGAGUAAAGCUGAGUACUGCUCCCAGCUGAAGGAUUCCCAGUGGGAUUCCGUACUGCACAUCUCAACGUGACAAAAACACACUCCCGCACAGUCCCGGGGGCUGGAAGCCUAGAAUCCUCUAGGUCCGAGGGGUUGCGAGAUGAAAACAUGUUAUUAAAUAUUUCUGGUUUUCUUUUUUUUCCAGUUUGACUCGGAAAUAUCAUUUGCAGUUAGCAUACCUGUUUGUAUGACAUUUUGUGCUUCCCCAUAGCCCAGUAAAAAAAAAAAAAAAA